AGUCGAUCAUGUGCAUGGCCACAACAGCUGAAAAUGACUCGGGAGAAUCUGCCUCUGGAAACACUCAAAAAUCACUGAAGCGAGCAUGUGAUUGCUGCAGAAAGCGUAAAGUCCGUUGCGAUGGAGAGAGUCCGUGUGGUCCUUGUCGAAAGGCUACUAUUCGCUGCGCCUACCUUCAAGCGCCUAAGAAGAAGGGUCCAAAAGGUCUCAGGAGUGCAAGAGUGUUGCAUGCACUGAGAAAGAUUGAUCAAUCUGCGACGCUUGCCCCCGACAACCCCUUGAGUCCGGUCGUACUGCAGGAUGGUUUGAGCCAAUGGUAUGGAAGCUCAUCUUCAUCACCAAUUGCAAUGUCAAAUCAUAGCGCUAUCGACAGCGCGAUUCCUACAAGUACUCCUGCANNGGAGCCCAUCACGACGGGCUAUGGUUAUUAUGGACCUCCGGAACUGCAGAGCCACGGAGCGCCUCCUCAUAUGACUCUUCGAGCAUUGCCCAUCAACCAAAACAUGAGCCAGCACUGGCCAGCACAACCAUCUCGACCACUGCAUCACUAUGCGCCUUCUAUGGAACCGCAGCCUGCAGUACCACGGAUACCGAAUCAGCGGUUCCUGCCAUAUGUGCGGCUUUUCUUUGAGCAUCUCUACUUGAUCAUGCCUGUAGUGGAUGAGCAAAUUUAUCUGGACCCAUACAUGUACAGCUCUACGAAUCACAUGCCCCCAGAGACAUACGCCUUGCUCUGUGCUCUGUGCGCUGCUACUAUUGUGCAACUGGAUGCGGCAAUACAUGUGCCUGAGAUGGAGCCUCUGCCUGGUAGACCUGCAUCAGCAGCUGACAUGUUCGUCGAAGAAUGCCUCAAGGUCAGGCGCGAAUUCGACUACAUCGGCAACGUGACCACUGUCACAGUCAUGACUAGCUUCUUCAUCUUUGCUUACUAUGGCAACAAAGAGAGCAGUGAAAAGGCCUGGCACUACUUGCAAGAAUCCAUAUCAUUCAUUGAGACUUUGGAAAUGGACGAUGAGAACUCAAUGCUCAAACUUGACCCUCUUGAAGCGCAAUGGAGGCGACGAUUGUACUGGUUGCUCUUCAUAACCGAAAGAGCAUAUUCGAUACAACGCCGCAAGAACUGCCGACUACAUCCCACCAUCCAGCUACCCCUAGCCUUCGAAUCAGAAGACCCUCGCCUCCUCCACGGCUUCGUGAACCUAGCUCACCUCUUCUCCGCCAUCGACGACAACUUUGUCAGCAUCUGGAAAGGUAGCGCCCGCCGCAAAGCCCUGUGCUCAGAGCCCUGGCUAGCAGAAACACAACGUUCGCUCGACACGGUUGCGCUUUCCCUUUCCGACAUUACGGAAACUGCUAGGAUAGACAUCAGCGUAUCGCGGGAGUGGCUACAUGUACUGGCUUGGCAGAUGGGCGUAAGCAACGGCUUGGUCUGCGAUAAAGGACAAACAGGCACUGGACGCCUCGACUACCCCGUCGAACUCGCUCGCCGCACUGUCAACAUUACUGAACGAGCCACCCCUCUUGUGCUAGACUCCCACGGCAUCGGCAUGGAGCAGAAGCUUUCGGAUAUCGCUGGCUGUCUUGCCGAUGUCCUGCACGUGUCUUCCGGCGAUACAUCCGACGCUUUUAUGCAAGGCCGACAGUAUCUGCAUCUAAUGCUUAAUAAACUAUCCAUGAUGAGAGGAAAAGAGUCGAGAUAUCUUCGACCGCUCGUUGCCAAAGCGGGAGAUAUUCUAGCUUCACAGGUGCCUAGGGGCAUGACUGCAUUGCCUCCUGCUUCUGGAUUCGAGGCUAAAGUUGAGGAAGAAGAUAGGAAUGGAAGAGUUGAUCAGAGGUUACAGUGGGCAGUGCGA
Aureobasidium vineae is the source of this 1853-nucleotide messenger RNA. Lineage: Eukaryota; Fungi; Ascomycota; Dothideomycetes; Dothideales; Saccotheciaceae. The record is from the annotation of a GenBank genome assembly.